Messenger RNA from Nelumbo nucifera (sacred lotus), 1941 nucleotides. RefSeq names its product putative inactive poly [ADP-ribose] polymerase SRO2. NCBI's taxonomy places the organism in Eukaryota, Viridiplantae, Streptophyta, Magnoliopsida, Proteales, Nelumbonaceae. Gene Ontology annotation, molecular function: NAD+ poly-ADP-ribosyltransferase activity. The record is from RefSeq and is a predicted model, not a curated record.
AGAGACCGACAUGAAUUGAAGACCGACGGGUGUUAAUAUAUCUGAUCAUUGACGCAUAGUGUUACCUAUUUGUUGUUUUAAUCAGUUUCUUCUCAAUUGCGAUGCUUUCCUCAUACGGAGCGGUCUGAUACGGAGAGAUAGAAGAGAGAGAGAGACGCCACCGACUUCGUCUGAGUUUUGCAAAGCGAGGAUGCAGGAACAAACUAAUGAGGCUAAUUUAGGUUCUAUGAUUGCAGGUAGGAGUAACAACAGAAUAGAUUUGAGCUCAAUGAAGAGGAGGCAUCAACAAAAGGAAGUUGUUCUAAGAUUAGAUAUUGAAAAUCCAGUUGCUCUUUCAAACUCGAGUUCGUGUAGCAUUAGAGUUGAAGAACAAUCCGAUAUUGCACCUGGGUUUUCUUCUACGCAAGCAUUGCUAGAGAAUUACUCGAAUUUUAAGCGUAGUAGUGCUCCUUCUAGGUUCAUGUUCUACGAGAAGGGGCGUUGGGUCGAUUUCUGCCCAGAGGUAUUUGAGAUUCUGAGAUUGGGCUUCUUGGAAGGCAGGCCAAUGGUCGAGGUGGAAAUCAAGGGCGGUCGGUUCCUCUUCGAUUUCCUAAGGAUGGCGCAGCUGAAUUUGAUAACCGGUAAUCAACGGUCUAUAGCUUGGAUUGAUGCUAAUGGGAGAUGUUUCUUCCCCAAAUUAUCUGUGGACGAAGAAAUUGACACUAUGGCUCCCGUGGCCACGUCCCCGAAGAUUGGUAAGAGGAAGAGACAUCAAUUGGAAUUGGUUUCAGCCGACCAAGUGUCCGAUGAAAAUUCCUCAUCAGAUCAACUCGAUACAGCGAAAAGAUGCCGUGUUCGUUCUAGUUUUCCUCCUAUCUUGGAACGAACGAAAUGGCCUAACGUAAAGCGCCUGGAUGAUGGAGACGAGAAUUACUCUUUGAUCAAUAAGGUUUUCCUCUCUGGGUUGAAGAAAAUCGAUCCAGAUGCCACCAUUACUGCUAUCUAUCGCUGUUUGCACAUGGGUCCGUCGGGAGGUGCUCGUUUGGAAGUGUUUCGCAAGCAGAUGGAGAUGACAAAGGUCGCUCGAGGUACAUCCAACGUUAGGCUUGCAUGGCAUGGAACAUCAGCUAAAGGCGUGGCAGGAAUCGUAGCGCAUGGUUUUGGGCUACCAAACAAGCUGUGUGGUUUUGGCUCUUAUGGGGUCGGCAUCUAUCUUUCUCCCCCGUAUUCACCCCAAACAAGUGCUUUGGUAUCGGAGGCGGAUAAUGAUGGAGAAAGGCACGUUGUAUUGUGUCGGGUUAUACUGGGAAAUGUCGAAAAGAUUGAGGCAGGAUCAAGACAAUUCCAUCCAUCAAGUGAAGAAUUUGACACUGGCGUAGAUGAUCUCAGGAACCCUAAAUGGUAUAUAGUAUGGAGUACCCACAUGAAUAGAUACAUUCUCCCUGAGUGUAUUGUGAGCUAUAAAUCCUCUCAUCGUCCAGAAGGUCCAGAAGGAUUAUUCAGAGGGUCAUCAGUAUUACGAAGGAUACCUGCUUCAAGUAUGUCGUUUACGAGGUUAUUUUCUGAGAUGAAGAGCUCCCUUUCCACCAUAACAAUUAAAGAAUUGGAGGAUUUAUACAAUUUGUACAAGGUUGGAAAGGUGGCCAAAGAUGUGUUCAUAAAACAAUUAAGGUUGCACGUUGGGGAUGAGAUAUUGCUUUCUGCUGUUCAAAAAGUUCAAGACAGCACCUAGUAAGAAUUCAUAUAUGCUGUAUUGGUUGGUUCACUGUCAGUUUCUUUCUUUUCUUUUUUCAUAAGCAAGGUUCUGUGCCAAUUGGCACAAUAUGAGAAAUUCAUUCUUGUAAAGUAAUUGCAUACAAGUGCCAGGGGAGUGAACAAAGAGAGCAAUUGUUACUGUAUCGGAAACCAAAAUAUCGAAUAUUUACUUUCUCUCGUCAAUGGCGAAACUGAAUUGUCUGUUAA